Messenger RNA from Chenopodium quinoa (quinoa), 1917 nucleotides. Its product is annotated as putative transferase At4g12130, mitochondrial. Gene Ontology annotation, molecular function: protein binding. The transcript is spliced from 5 exons. Lineage: Eukaryota; Viridiplantae; Streptophyta; Magnoliopsida; Caryophyllales; Amaranthaceae. Gene Ontology annotation, cellular component: mitochondrial matrix. Bases 289 to 1467 code for a protein of 392 amino acids. The record is from RefSeq and is a predicted model, not a curated record.
GAUUUCUUUCUCAAUUAAUCUCUCUACUUGUAGUUAACACAAUUUUUUUUAGGAAAUGUAGUUAACACAUCCAUUUCCCUCCAAUUUCAAUGUUGAUGAGCAAUUUGUCGAACAUCUGACUCAUCUUCUUCUCUCCUCAUCAAACGUGUCCAUCUACAUACCCCUAAACUCUCCCAAACUCCCAAGUGUCAUCACUUCCUCCCACCUCACCUUCAUCUUCCUCCUUCUCCACCUCCAUUUUCUCUCUCCUCCAUCGAAACAAAAACCAGAACAACCAAAAUCAUCAAAAUGCCCCGCCACCAACUCACCCAUCAAACCCUCAGAUUCUUCUCCACCCACCUCCGAGAUGUGGGUCCCCUCUCCUCCCGGCUCAAAUCCCGGUCCAUCAUCCGGUUCACCGGUCCAGACUCCGUCAAAUUUCUGCAAGGUUUGCUCACCAACGAUGUUCGCCAAUUCGAUGAUUCUGUUCAUGACAAAGUUUCCUACAUGGCGUCCACGAAUAUGCCCACUGUCGGCACUCGACCGGUUUACGCGGCAUUGUUGAACCCACAAGGUCGGUUUUUGUAUGAUUUUUUCUUGUACAGACCGCCCCGGCUUGAUGAGAAACUUGACCCGACGGGCUCUGGGCCCGGCCCAAGUGAUGAUGGGAUGGGGUUGUUUGCGGAUGUUGAUGGGUCGAUGGUGGAUGAGCUAGUUCAGACUCUCAAGAGAUAUCGAUUGAGGUCUAAGGUUGACAUAGAGCACAUGGGAGAUGAAUUCUGUUGUUGGCAAAGGUUUGGUGGAAAAUUGUCUGAUAACUCUUCAUCUACCGAAGAACCAGAGGUUGCUGGUGUAGGUUAUGGUGGGAGUAUUGAUAGCUCUUCUAUGUCAUCUUCACAAGGGAGUGAAAGCGGGUGGCAGUGGUUCAAGGAUCCAAGGUUGGAUUGUCUUGGCUUUAGAGGGAUAUUUCCCUCCAGGACUCCACCUCCGUUGGUCGAGGCUGAUAAAGAAGUCUCUGAGGAAAAUUAUCUGCUAUGGAGAUUAGAGAAAGGGGUUGCAGAAGGCCCAAACGAGAUCCCAAAAGAUGAAGCAAUUCCUCUAGAAUACAAUCUUGCAGGCCUUAAUGCAAUAAGUUUUGAUAAGGGGUGCUAUGUGGGACAAGAAUUGGUUGCUCGAACUCAUCAUCGGGGUGUCAUCCGAAAACGUGUGCUUCCUUUGAAGUUCCUUGAUGCUAACGGCAAAGAGGUAGAGCAGAAAGUUGCUCCCAAGUCGGUAGUGGUAAAUGCAUCAUCAGGCAAGAAGGUCGGGGCUGUGACUACUGCCCUUGGUUCUCGUGGAUUAGGUCUACUACGUUUGGAGGAAGCCUUCAAAGGAUCUAGUGCACUUUCUAUACAAGGAAAUGAAGAUGUAAAGGUUGUUGCUGUUAAACCCAAAUGGUGGCUAGCUGAGUGGUUUCUUGAUGAUCAGGAGCGUGCUGAUACUGCUUGAUUUUUCUGGUGCUCAUUGACCUCUUUUUCUAAGGGUCGUGGAUUGCUUCUGAGUAAGUUUUGCAGCUUCAAUAUAUAGGACUCAGACCAGCUUUUGUAGUGGAAAUAAAGAGGCUGUUUUUUUUUUUUUUUUUUUUUUUUUUUUUUUUUUUUUACACAUUACUACGUGCCUACGUCUUUGAAGAUUACUGAUACCAUUAAUGAGAAUAGAUAGUUCUUUGGAUAACAAAAUGUAAUCCUUUGAAGAUAUGUUGAACCCAGCAGGAUUAAUAAAAAAGCUGUUUUUGACAUAUAGUCCUUAAUCCUCUUCUUCUAUUUUGCCCUCUUCAGAUCAUUUGUUAGUGUUGCCAGUUUUAAGACAUUCUGCCUAUAAUGUAGUUGAUGAAUUACUUUUCUUUUUCCUUUGAAACUAUGGUUAAAAUUUGCACCUUUUGUACCAUUUCUCCUGCAU